CUCUCUCUCUCUCUCUCAGAUAUGCAACUCAAGCUUGUGGGUGGUAACUCUGCUGGAACUGUCACAGCUUUCUAUUUAUCUUCUGAAGGACUGAACCGUGACGAGAUCGACUUGGGAUUCCUUGGAAAUCUUAGUGGAGACCCUUACGUCUUGCAUACCAAUGUAUACACCCAAGGGAAAGGAGACAGGGAGCAGCAGUUCUACCUCUGGUUUGACCCCACCAAGAAUUUCCACACUUAUUCCAUUGUUUGGAAUCCUAGAAACAUCAUCUGCUUCGUGGAUAACAUUCCCAUAAGAGAAUUCAGGAAUGGACAAUCAAUAGGGGUCCCUUUCCCUCAUAACCAGCCCAUGAGGAUCUACUCAAGCUUAUGGAACGCGGACGAGUGGGCAACUAGAGGUGGCCUUAUUAAAACUGAUUGGUCCAAAGCACCAUUCACUGCCUUUUACCAGAACUUCAAUGCCGAUGCCUGUGUUUGGUCUUCAAGGGGAUCUUCGUGCAGGACGAUGUCUAAUACCAACUCUGCACCCAACAAAGCAUGGCAGACACAAGAGCUCGACCCAUUGAGUCGAAGGAGACUCAGAUGGGUGCAGAAGAAUUAUAUGAUCUACAACUACUGCUCUGAUUGGAAGCGUUUCCCUCAGGGUCUGCCACCUGAAUGCAGGCACUAGGGGUAAUAUUGGACCAAGUCAAAACUGGACUGAUGAAGUGUUAGAUUUGGUCUGUUAGUUUCUUUGGAUGCAUGGUCU
Molecule: messenger RNA, 747 nt
Organism: Macadamia integrifolia
Lineage: Eukaryota; Viridiplantae; Streptophyta; Magnoliopsida; Proteales; Proteaceae
Product: probable xyloglucan endotransglucosylase/hydrolase protein 16
Exons: 3
Coding region: 22-669 (215 amino acids)
Biological process (GO): glucan metabolic process
Cellular component (GO): cell wall; apoplast
Molecular function (GO): hydrolase activity, hydrolyzing O-glycosyl compounds; xyloglucan:xyloglucosyl transferase activity
Source: RefSeq, a predicted model, not a curated record